AUGAACAAAGACCAAUUCCACGUCAUUAUUGUUGGCGGCUCGAUUGCUGGCCUCACUUUAGCUCAUUGUCUACAUCGGGCGGGAAUUAGUCACGUUGUGCUCGAGAAGGCCAGCGAACCAGCACCCCAAAUCGGGGCCUCAAUUGGUAUUUUGCCAAAUGGUGCUCGAGUGCUCGAUCAACUGCAAUUAUAUGAAACCAUCGAAAAAUAUAUCGAACCGCUAGAAACGGCAACCAUCGGCUACCCGGAUGGAUUCAGCUUCAGUAGUUCCUAUCCUAAACUCGUGAAUGAAAGGUUUGGAUUCCCCAUAGCCUUUCUCGACCGACAGAAGCUACUUGAAAUCCUCUACCAGCACUAUCCAGACAAGAGUAGAAUUCGGCUGGCCGCAAGGGUCAUCAGCAUUGAGAGCUCCGCCAUCGAUAGCACUGUAACCACGGAAGAUGGGACGAUCUACAAGGGCCAUCUUAUCGUCGGUGCCGAUGGCGUCCAUAGCAGAGUUCGCUCAGAGAUGUGGAAGUCUGCACAGAGAAUUAAACCUGAUUUGAUCACAAAGAGAGAACAGAGAAGCAUGACGGUAGAAUACAGCUGUAUUUUUGGCAUCUCUACUCCCAUCAAAGGAUUGAAUGUGGGAGAACAGGUGAAUGCCUUCUUUGAUCAUUUUACAAUCGUGACGAUCCAUGGUAAACAGGGUCGAGUCUAUUGGUUCCUAAUCCAGAAGCUCGACCGGAAAUAUAUCUAUCCCCAAUGCCCGCGCUUUACGGCCAAAGAAAUCGGCCCCAUCGUCAAUCGUCUGAGAGAGCAGAAAUUCUUCAAAGAUAUCACAUUCGGGCAGCUCUGGGAUAGCCGGGAGACAGCCUCUAUGACGGCGUUGGAAGAAAAUGUCUUUGACACCUGGUACCAUGGUCGAAUGGUUUUGAUGGGCGAUAGUGCCCACAAGAUGACACCAAAUAUCGGACAAGGGGCCAAUAUGGCCAUUGAAGACGCAGCGGUCUUGAGUAGCCUGUUGAGUGAUUUGCUGCAGAAAAGGCAGACACAGCCUCCGACCAAUACACAGAUUGAAAGACUCCUGGCCCAGUAUCGUGAGGUGCGGCAUCCUCGAGUCAAUUCGAUCUAUAAAACUUCGCGAUUUUUGGUUCGAUUCCAGGCUCGAGACGGGGUCUUCAACACCCUCUUUGGACGUUACUAUGCACCUCAUGCAGGGGAUCUCCCGGCUGAUAUGGCCUCCAAGACCAUCGCUGGCGGUGAAUUGUGUGCCUAUCUUCCCUCUCCCAACCGUUGUUGCCACGGAUGGGAUGACUAUAAAAAUAGCGGGCUUGGCAGGAUGGGGACUGUUUGGUGUAUCCUGGCGCUUCUCCUAUCGGCUUUGACGUGGAGUUGCGUGGGAAACAUGAAUAUAGUCAUGGAGCUGUCAAAUAGAGUUCCUAUUGAGAGAUAG
Molecule: messenger RNA, 1434 nt
Organism: Penicillium antarcticum
Lineage: Eukaryota; Fungi; Ascomycota; Eurotiomycetes; Eurotiales; Aspergillaceae
Product: FAD-dependent oxidoreductase
Exons: 4
Coding region: 1-1434 (477 amino acids)
Molecular function (GO): FAD binding
Source: RefSeq, a predicted model, not a curated record